UGUGAUUUCUGAACCGGAAGAAAUUACUGAGUUGCGCGUGCACACGUUUUGGAAAGCUCGUGGGUCAGUUUUGUUUCGGCUUAAAAGUAAAAAGACGUUCUGUUAUAAGUAAUUAAAAAUUUUUUAUAUAUAUUAUUAGCAUUUGAGCGCCUGCAGUGAGGACCUGAGAGCAGCAUGGUUCGGGCAAGACGAGUCAUGCGAAGGCCCAAAGCAAGUAAGGUAGAAGAGUAUGACAGUGAUGAUCCUGCCUGCUAUAAAAAUGAGGAAGUCCCAGAUAAGAGCUCAUCCAAGAGUGUGCAGGAUAAAGUAGAACGUUUCCACAGUACAAAAAUCGCGAAUCUUUUGGCUCAAGGCGUGCAGCUGGACAGUGAACAAGAGGAUGAGGCUGAUGAGGAAGAGGUGAUGCCCCUGACACUUGAGGAUUCAGAUGAUGAAGAAGAGAGGAAUAGCAGUGAUGAAGAACAAGAACAGACUGAUAUGGAGAGUGAUCUGGAAGGAAAAAGGGAUGAUGAUCUGCCAAAUGACAUGGCCUGGGGGAGCAAGAAGAAAAUGUACUAUGACUCUGAUUAUAAGACUAAAAAAGGAAAGCUGUUGGAGGAGGCAGAAGCAGAGGAUAAGGAGGAAGAAGAGGAAGCCAAGAACAUUCAAAAACGACUAGCGGCCAACCUGAGUGAGGAAGACUACGACCUAAACAUGCUCCAGGACUUUGCAGUAGAAGUGGAGGCUGAGAAGACUGAAAAGACUGCAGGAAAGGAGCAGAGGAUCAUUAAAGACCUAAACACAAUGUCACAGAAAGAGAAGCUCAAACUGCUGAAGAAGGAGAGUCCAGAGCUGCUGGAGCUCAUUCAGGAUUUCAAGGCUAAGCUGACAGAACUGCGAGACGAGAUACAACCCAUGGUGCAGAUGAUAAAAGAUGGACAGAUUCCACCAGGAAAGGGGGCAGAUUAUCUCAUGACCAAGGAGCAACUUUAUUUUAACUAUUGCACAAACAUUAGUUUUUACCUGGUUUUAAAAGCCAAGAGAAUUCCAGCACAUAACCAUCCAGUGAUUGAGAGAUUGGUGACCUACAGAAAUUUAAUCAAUGAACUAGGAGCUGUUGAUGCCAAACUCUCCCCUCAGCUGCGCCAGCUGCUUUCUGAAAGGCAGGAAGAGAGAGCAGCUAAAAAAACACAGAGGAGCAAAAAGGACAAGCAUGAAAUAUCAAAGGUGGCAGAUAUGCAGGAGGCUGAAGAGUCUGACUCGGAUGAAGAGGCAGCCCUGCUCUUCUACAAAGGCAUCGAGGAGAGACUGAAGCUAAAGAGAAAGAACAAGAGGCUGCCAGAGGAUGGGUUAAUGAUGGACCAGGAGGAGGCGGAAGAAGAAGCAGAGAUGAACGGAGAGACUAAAAGGGGCAUUACUUACCAGAUGGCCAAGAACAAAGGACUCACUCCAAAGAGGAAGAAAAUUGACCGCAAUCCCAGAGUCAAACACAGAGAGAAAUUCAGACGCGCCAAGAUUCGCAGGAAGGGUCAGGUUCUUGAGGUUCGGCGUGAGGAGACGAGAUACAGCGGGGAGCUAUCUGGAAUUCGUGCUGGAAUUAAAAAGAGCAUCAAGCUCAAGUGAUCUCAAUCACUUGAAAGAGCAUCAAGAUCCAGUGAUAUCAAGCAAUUAAAAAGUCAAGACCAUUCAGUUUGGGUAAAAUCAGAUGUUUAUUUGCGAACCAUUUGUUACAAUGUGCACAUCCAUGAAAUUAAAAAAAAAACAAAAC
Pangasianodon hypophthalmus (striped catfish) is the source of this 1747-nucleotide messenger RNA. It is a transcript of the gene utp3, whose product is annotated as UTP3 small subunit processome component. The record is from RefSeq and is a predicted model, not a curated record. Bases 175 to 1602 code for a protein of 475 amino acids. Gene Ontology annotation, biological process: maturation of SSU-rRNA from tricistronic rRNA transcript (SSU-rRNA, 5.8S rRNA, LSU-rRNA). NCBI's taxonomy places the organism in Eukaryota, Metazoa, Chordata, Actinopteri, Siluriformes, Pangasiidae. The transcript is spliced from 16 exons. Gene Ontology annotation, cellular component: nucleolus; small-subunit processome.